UUAACGAAAAAGGAGCAAAGCAGUCAUCGCGAUGUAGAGCGACAAAGUUUUGAGGCAAUUGGAUAUGAAGAGUUAGCGUGAAACGUUAAUAAGUGCCGUGACCUGAAAGCUGAAGAUGUAGGAGCUUCCUAAAAAUGAACUCUGCUUUAGUCUGCACUUGAUGUCACAUCCCUGGCAGAGACCAAGACCCUCCCUCUUGGAUACUGGGGUUGGGAAAUCCAGCAUAGUCUGUCGAUUUGUUCAGGACCACUUUGAUCACAAUAUUAGUCCCACCAUUGGAGCAUCCUUCAUGACUAAAACUGUGCCUUGUGGGAACGAGCUUCAUAAAUUUCUGAUCUGGGAUACAGCUGGUCAGGAGCGAUUUCAUUCUCUGGCUCCAAUGUACUACAGAGGUUCAGCAGCAGCUGUGAUAGUUUAUGAUAUCACCAAGCAGGAUUCCUUUCAUACUUUGAAGAAAUGGGUGAAAGAGCUAAAAGAACAUGGUCCUGAAAAUAUUGUAAUGGCCAUUGCUGGAAACAAAUGUGAUCUUUCAGAUAUCAGGGAGGUUCCUAUGAAGGAUGCCAAAGAAUAUGCAGAAUCUAUAGGUGCAAUUGUUGUUGAAACCAGUGCUAAGAAUGCUGUUAACAUUGAGGAACUCUUUCAAGGAAUAAGUCGGCAGAUUCCCCCCUUAGACCCCCACGAGAACGGUAACAACGGCGCGAUCAAGCUGGGCAAGCAGACUGCACAGACGGGGCGCCGCUGCUGCUGACCCCGUGGGAGUUCCCUGCCCCGGGACCUGCGUGAAAAGCCACCCGUCUGCUUUGUCCCCGAGCAGGGACCUGGUGAGCUCCGUGCCGUGGCUCCUUAUCGCGAACGCGGCCGUGUCAGCGCUCCCAAUGAGUAAUAAUUCAAGGACCAGAAAGAARGAGCUUCACUUCAAAGGGAUUUUGCAAAGCCCGGUUGGAAAAUCCUCUAAUACCCUGUCAAAAUUACAGCGUCCAAGUUCUGAUUCUCUGUUGAAGCCGAUGACUGAUUUUUUUUUUUUUGAAUAAAAAGAACUUUUUACACAUAAGAAUUUUUAGAUUUGCUGCAAAAUACUCUCUUUUUACAUUGCAWAGUGAACUUGGCAUUUUUUACAGUGUUCUGUGUAAUAAUAGUGGGCAGAAAGCCAUAAAACCUGAAUUUUGGCUUGCAGAUUCUCUGCUGUUUUUCUAGCUGGACUCUGUUGCUGUAUUUUUCUAAAUCUGUAGCUUCAUCUCAUGCUUUCGGCAAACAUCAUCAAGAAAUGGACUGAAUUUUCUAACUAGAAAAAUGGAUCCAAGGGAUAAGUGAGCACGGUUUUUACAGGCUCUGAGUCAGAAUCUGGGCCAGGAGAUGCUGGUCCUAUAAAAGAAGGAAUUGUCAUAAAGGGGGUGGCUGGAGGCCAUGCGGUUCCCUGGCUGCCCCACAAAGGCCUGAAGUUCCAGACGUUGCACUUGUCCAGAGUCACUUCUUUCCUAAAGCAAAAGCUUAACUAAUUACUGAAGUGUAAGAACAUAAAAUGCCAGCGUCAUCUUGGUUCUUUAUGAGGUUUCCUCCAAACCUGUGUCCUAGAGCAAAGUUCUCUCUGCUCAGACAUCCCACGGCCUUUAUUUCUGAGAGCACCAUCCUGGCACAGGGAGCCUGGAGGACUCGUCCUCGUCUCGCUUUGGUUUUCCAGGAAGUGGAAGGGAGGGCAGCAGAAGAGUAAUAGGACUUAGGAGAGCACAAUAUGACUUGGGGUUAAGGGCUGGAAUCUAAUAAAAUGGAAWGGGAGGUUUCUUCAAAAUGCAAUUGCUCAUUUGUAGGAUUGUCUCUUUGCAGAUGUAGGAGUGUGGUUUGGCAACCCUCCUCCUGAGACCUUUAAAGCUUGAAGCACCUGAAAAUACAGCGCAGGGGCAGGGAGGGGAACGGRGGUUAGAAACUAGAAAUAAUGUAAAGCAGUAGGUGUUCUCCACCUCUAUCUUUUGUGAAUUUGUGUGGCUGUGCAAACUAUAAAUUUCUCUUUUUUUAUCAAUUCCAUUGGAAAUUUGAAGCAGCCAGAACCUGCCUGCAUUCCACAGUAUGAAUUUGUUCUAUUUUAGGAAAACUGACCUUACUGUACAUUUGCUAGGGAGCUGGUAUGAAAAGCAAACAAAAGAGAAAAAUGACUUUCCAUUUUAAAGCAGGUCUAGGCCGGCUGGAGCUGGGCACCCAUGUUUAUAUGCAAAGCCAGACUUCAGUGCUUUGUCAUGAGAUUACUUGGAUAAAAUGGAAGUGACUCUCAGUGCCUGAACCAGAGCCAGCUGAAAGCAGCGGGCACCUUUCCUUGUCUUCCAAGAGCCAUUGAGGAAAUCGUUACACGUGGGAAAUGUCCCGUCUUGCCUUAKCUGAGAAUCUAAAAUCCAGUAUAUUCUCACAUGUGAUCCGUCCAGGAUUCUUCAGGAGAAGAUCCAGCAGUCGUGCAGACGUUGGUGAUCCUCAGGGAGGAGCAGAGAGACGCUCCCUCYCAUCCCAGAACAAGGAAUUCUGCAGGGGCCGCCUGUCCCUCCCUGUUGGCUGCUGAGGGAACCCAGGCAGCUACUGUGRGGCAGAUGAGAUGAACUCAGGUUCUUCAGCACGAAAGAAAAAUCAAACUAUUAACAGCACAGAUGCAUAAAAUGUAUGGGGCUUACGAUGACACUGCUGCAAGGAGUCUUGUUCUUCCUAAAUAAAUCGCAGCAAAAGGUGGCACCCAGCUUCCGAGAAAACAAGGAGCCAGCAUUUUUAAAGAUGUUACAAAUUUUUGUWUAAUAUAUAUUAGUUGCACGCAACUGAUUUGUUUUCAUAAUCACAGCAUGUUUUUGGUUUUGUUUUUGUUUUUUUUUUUGAUGUGACAUCUCAAAACACACUAAAACCCACUCGAGAUGUCUGGAAUCUCUGUAAAACCACUUACACUAGAACCAGCAAUAGAUGCCGACCUGUCGGGACUAAAGACCACCCUGCCCAGCCGCCUCUCCGAGCUGCCAUUGAGCCGUGUGCGGAGCAGAGCGGCCGCAUGGGCUCUAUGCUGGAAAGCCUUAAAUUUUGGGAAUGGUCUGAAUGGUGCUCCCGCAGGUAUUAAAACUCAAAUGCGGGCAAAGCGGGCUUAAAGACUCUUUUUUUUUGCAUUAGUUGGGCCAAAUSACCAAAUUCUGCCUUUAGUCCAGGAAAGGUUUUAUACUAAGGAGGAUUUUGAGUGAAUAAGGCUUUGACAUGGGAGAUCUUGGCCCUCAGAGAAUGCAGGUGGAGGAGCCGGAGGCCCCUGCGGUGGCGGGCAGCGUGUUUGCUCUGAGGCCAGGGCUGGCUCUGGGCUGCGGCGCUGCCCACCGCUACCCGCUCUCUGUCAAGCCUGAAGUGUAGCUUAAACUGCCAUUGCAAACAGGGAAUGGCCCUAGAAACUGUGCUUUUCAGAUACAAAAUUCAUGAUUUCGGCUUCCUUUUGUUGCCUUUUUCGCUUGGAAAAUCCCGCCGCCCUUCCGGAGCAGCUGGAACGACGACACGCUGCCACUAAAGUGGUCUCAAAGGCACAAGUAGCAGCAGCAGCAAUUCCUGCCAGCAGCCAGCGGCUGGAUCCGAAUGGAGCGGCUCCAGAGGAGCCCAGGGCUCUGGAGAGGCUCCGUCCGGGCCCCAGCGGCGGCACUGGUGCCUGCUGGCAGCGAGGGGGCUGCUCCCUGGAACUGGAGAGCGGCGGAGCUGCCCGGCAGAGCCCGGCACGGCUGCUGGAGCCCCCCUGCCCUCCGCAGCCCGGCGCCCCGCCAGCCGCGGCUGCCUCUUCUGGCCUGCCGUGAACUAGUUACCCGUCAACAAGUACCAAGGGCCCCCUUCUCAUAUAUGCUCUGCAUAUGUUUGUGUAUAUACGGACAGUUUUGUAGCGUUACGCUGACGUGUAGUGGUUUUUCCACUAUGUCUGGGUCACAUAUUCUGCCUAGUGUAUAGAGUAAGUGCAGCUUUUGUUAAGGAGCAUUUUGUCUUUAGGAAGGUAGAGCCACAGGUCUGCAGGCCGAAGGGGGCGGCGAGACCUGCCCGUCCUGAGCGUGCAGGUGGCACCUGACAGAAAGCGUUUGUCUGAGAAACAUUAACACAAAAGGCCAUCGGUAUAUCCAAGAAUUGGGCCAUUACAGUCACACUCAAAAAAAUACUGCUUUUGUUUCUGGUGCUUCAGCACAGCGUGGGGCUGUGUUGAUUACCAGAGAAGUCACCUCUCCUCCCUUGGCCUCAGUACUCCCUCGGUGCACGUGGUCACUGGCAUAACCAGACAGACUGUACGUGGGAGCUCUCCGACCCCUAAUCAGGCCUUCUCAGCACAGCAAGGAUGUAUUUUAUUAUCCUACCC
Messenger RNA from Nothoprocta perdicaria, 4330 nucleotides. RefSeq names its product RAB31, member RAS oncogene family (gene RAB31). The transcript has 8 exons. NCBI's taxonomy places the organism in Eukaryota, Metazoa, Chordata, Aves, Tinamiformes, Tinamidae. The record is from RefSeq and is a predicted model, not a curated record. Gene Ontology annotation, molecular function: GTP binding; GTPase activity. Bases 161 to 748 code for a protein of 195 amino acids.